GCACCAAUCCCAGAAAGCAAUGAAUUACAAGAACGUUCAAUGACAUCUCCAAGAAUUACAUUUUACUCUGGUAGUCAAUUAGACAAUCCAGCAUGCGGUGGACCAACACCUUCGCGUAACAGUAUGAUCGCUGCCGUCAAAAAAGGUGGUGCAUUCGCAUGCGGUGAUCAUAUUCGUAUUUCCCACAAGAACAAGCAUAUCAAAGUUAAAGUUGUUGAUUACUGUGAAAGUUGUUCAGACAGAGCAGUUGAUCUUACACCUGGCGCAUUUGCAAAAUUGGCAAGUUUGGAUACAGGAAUCAUUACGGGUGCAAGAAUGUCACUCGAUUAAGAAAGCGCAAUCGCGAUCGAUGAUGCCUUCCCUCUUUUCCUCUCUGUUCUGCUCCUCCCCUUGUUCUGCUAUUCGAAACGGGUUUUGAUGACGCUCACGAAAGAUAUUAAAAACGUUUUUUAUUUUGCAAAUUUCUUUUUAUGAUAUCCUGCCGUGCAGGUGAUUUUACGUUCUCCCACAAGUUUUUAUCUCAACAACUAUCCCAUUAUGGACACCGUCUCAUACACACAAAGACUUGUCCUUGCUCUCCUCUAAUUCAAAGGUUCAAAUUGAGGCAUUUUUCAUACAAUUUUUGUAUUGCGCGCCUCUUUGUGCUCUUUUUCUUUUACCCAUACAGAUCCUCUUUAAUGGUACUUCUACUCAUUUACGUUUGAAAGUGUUGGGCUGGUGUGAUAAGAUGAAGUCUGCCCUUAAGAUAGAAUCGAUCCGUUAUGAUGUGUGAUGAUGACC
This is a messenger RNA of Meira miltonrushii, 780 nucleotides long. RefSeq lists its product as uncharacterized. Bases 40 to 330 code for a protein of 96 amino acids. The transcript has a single exon. The record is from RefSeq and is a predicted model, not a curated record. NCBI's taxonomy places the organism in Eukaryota, Fungi, Basidiomycota, Exobasidiomycetes, Exobasidiales, Brachybasidiaceae.